Messenger RNA from Ziziphus jujuba (common jujube), 2208 nucleotides. RefSeq names its product cyclin-D5-1. Gene Ontology annotation, biological process: regulation of cyclin-dependent protein serine/threonine kinase activity; mitotic cell cycle phase transition. The coding region runs from base 300 to 1274 and encodes 324 amino acids. The record is from RefSeq and is a predicted model, not a curated record. Lineage: Eukaryota; Viridiplantae; Streptophyta; Magnoliopsida; Rosales; Rhamnaceae. Gene Ontology annotation, molecular function: cyclin-dependent protein serine/threonine kinase regulator activity. Gene Ontology annotation, cellular component: cyclin-dependent protein kinase holoenzyme complex; cytoplasm; nucleus. The transcript is spliced from 5 exons.
CACCACGUUUGGAGACAACGAGGAAUCGUAUUGCCAAAACGCACACCCAUCUUGCUACAAUUCUGUAACCGUUGAAAUAGUAUCGUACUCUUCCUAAGUUAUUGUCUCUCUGCUCUGCAUCUCCAUUUCCACCUAUUCUUUCUUUUUUUUUUUUCUUUUUUUUAGUCAUGGUGGUCAAUCAAAUUAAUUGUCUCUCUUUUUAUCCUGGCUUCAACGCUUAAGCUAUCUGAUACUGUUUCACUUAGAUUUCCUGUUUGAUCGUAAAAGAAAUAGAAAAGAAAGAAGAAAAGUAAUUAAAAAUGGAUGAUGACUUUCUGCCCAGCCUUCUUUGCCAAGAAAGUGAGACAUGUUUGGAUGAAGAAUUUGAAGAUGAAGAUACAUUCGUCAACUUUAAUACCAACUAUACCGCUUCGGAGGAAGACUAUGUUGAAAUGUUGAUGGAGAGAGAGACAAUAUCUGGGUUCAAGAAAGACGAUUCUUGGGUGUUUGGCAACAGGCUUAAAUGUGCCCGAUUGGAAGCCAUCACUUGGAUUCUCAAAACUAGAGCAGUUUUUGGAUUUCGAUUCCAAACAGCGUAUCUGUCCUUGACGUACUUUGAUCGAUUCCUUUCCAGGAGGUCCAUCCAUAAUGAACAACUUUGGGCGAUUAGAUUGCUGUCUGUAGCAUGUUUAUCUCUGGCUGCAAAGAUGGAGGAGUUGAACAUUCCAGCACUAUCAGAGUUUCAAUUAGAAGAUUACAAUUUCGAAAGCAAAGUGAUACAGAGAAUGGAGCUUUUGGUAUUGAACACAUUGGAAUGGAGGAUGGCUUUAAUAACCCCAUUUGCUUUUCUUCACUACUUCAUCACCAAAUUUUGCAAUGAAUCUCCACCGACUAAAAUACUUUCUAGAACUGUAGAAUUCAUCCUGGCCACUAUGAAAGAGAUCAGUUUAUUGGAUUAUCGGCCGUCUGUUGUAGCAGCUGCUGCGACAUUGUUGGCAUUGGAGCAAAAAUUAACAAUAAAAGCAUUAGAAUUGAAGAUGAAAUCAAUUUCUCAUUGUAGAUUUCUCAAAAUUGAAGAUGUUCUUUCAUGCUAUAAUAAAAUGCAGGAGAUAAAGAUGGUGAGAAUUGAAGAACAACCUAAGUUUCUUUCACCAGAUUUAUCACCAACCCAUUUGAGUUCUGUUGAUGUAUUAGAAACUUCUUCAGUCUCUGCGUUUUUCAAUAAGAGAAGGAGGCUUGCAUUCAGUAAUUGUGAUCACAAUUAUGGCGUGGCAGAAGGGGAGCGACUCGGGUAAAGAAAUGGAGAAAAUGAGGACAACUGUCAUGUUUAGUGCGUUCUGCGGGCUUGGUGGUGGUGAUGAUGAUUAUAGGCUAAAGAGUGUUCCAUACUUAUUACUUUCAUAGUUAUGAUUUGGAGUUGAUUGAAAAUGGCUCCUCAAGAACAAGAAAAAAAAAAAAAAAAGGUAAAAGAAAAAAAAAAAAAAAUGAAAGAAAGAAAGAAAUAAAAAGCAAAGUUCUGGGCUACUAUCUAUAAAGCUAAGUGCUGUUAAGACAACAAAGUCACGGUGGAAAGAGAGGUCAUAAAAAGGGGAUUGUAUAACUUCUCGCUCACCUGUUCAAUUGGUUGUUUUUUUUCCCCCCAUAUUUUUCAUUCUUUCUGAUAAUUCUGUUUUUCUUUCUUUCUUUAUUUUAUUUAUUUUUUUUUCUGAGAGGAUGGGAUGGGAGUGUUUCCUGUUGCAAUGCAACCCUACCGUUUGAUUGGGUGCUUGGGAUGCUUUCUAGGUGUCAUUGAAAAGGCUGAAAGCAAUGUGGAGUAAGGCAGGGGAAAGAGAAGGGGGAGAGAGAGGUCUAUUUGUGUGAUUUUAAUGCAUCUUUGUUGCAUGUUGGCCAAUGGCCAUCAAAAAAGUUAGGAAAGGUGAAUGUGAUGGGAUUUGUUUGAAUGUUUGGGGGUUGCCUCUCAAGGCGGGCCCUUCUCUUUUCCCUUUGAAGCUCUGGUUUGGCUGUGUGUUGAGGGGUCAUUGGAGCCAGAAGACUCUGUCUGUGUUUAGUACACAAUGGAUGGAAGAGGAGAUUUAUUAUAUGUUGUAUCUAGUCCACAUUUCGUGAGCAAUUGAGUUCCUAACAUGGAUUUUGUAUGAAUGAUGGGAUAGUGAUAUAUCUGAAAAUGAAAGAUUAGAUAUUAAAAACAUUCUUGGCAAGCAAGUUUACAAAAUUAUAUCAUUUAUUUGA